Malus domestica (apple) is the source of this 1381-nucleotide messenger RNA. RefSeq lists its product as uncharacterized. The record is from RefSeq and is a predicted model, not a curated record. NCBI's taxonomy places the organism in Eukaryota, Viridiplantae, Streptophyta, Magnoliopsida, Rosales, Rosaceae.
UGGGUAGGUUCUAUCAUCUUGCAGUGGACCCUGUUUCACUUGCACAUAUGAAUAUCAAGAUUUAGCAGUAACAGUUGCGCAUGUAUGUCUUCUUCACAUCUAUAAUUCAGAGCUCAUAGUUGUCGAUUAUCAAAUAUGGAGAAUUCUCAUCAAGUGUCGGACCACCUGGAGCCGUGGCGCCACCUCCACGGUAAGGUUGUCAUGGUCACCGGCGCUUCCUCUGGUCUCGGCCGCGACUUUUGCUUAGACUUGGCUAAAGCCGGAUGCAGAAUCGUAGCCGCCGCUCGCCGCAUCGACCGCCUUCAGUCCGUUUGCGAUCAAAUCAACCAGCUCCAUUACCGCUCCGUCUUUUCUUCUUCUGCUGUUGCUGAUAAUAUUCCUGGAGGUGGCCCGCGGGCCGUGGCUGUUGAGCUGGAUGUCAGCGCCGAUGGCCCAGCUAUUGAGAAGUCUGUGAACAAGGCUUGGGACGCGUUUGGGCGCAUCGAUGCCCUUGUUAACAAUGCCGGUAUUAGAGGUAAUGUGAAUUCUGCAUUGGAAUUGUCUGAGGAGGAAUGGAAUCAUGUUUUCAGGACAAAUUUAACGGGUUCCUGGUUGGUUUCAAAGUUUGUUGCUAUACGCAUGCGAGAUGCUGAUCAGGGAGGAUCAAUCGUCAAUAUAUCUUCCAUUGCUGGUAUUAAUCGUGGACAUUUGCCUGGAGGUACAGCAUACAUUUGUUCAAAGGCUGGCGUAAACACCUUAACAAAGACUAUGGCUAUGGAGUUGGGGGUGCACAAAAUCAGAGUGAACGCAAUAUCACCUGGACUUUUCAGGUCGGAAAUUACGGAGGGUCUUAUGCAAAAAAAAUGGAUACCCAAUGUGGCUAUGAAAAUUGUCCCUUUACGAACAUAUGGGACUUCGGAUCCAGCAUUGACAUCGCUACUUAGAUAUUUGGUACAUGACUCUUCUGAAUAUGUGUCUGGCAACAUUUACAUUGUUGAUGCAGGAACCACCUUGCCAGGUGUUCCUAUUUUCUCUUCCCUCUGAAGUUUUAUGUAGAUUUGUACUCAUGAGGAACAGAAAAGAGUAGAGAAAUAAAUAAACGUACGAUGAAUACGUAAGGAAGCCCCUGACAAGUUCAAGAUUUAUGAAUAAUAGAAGACAUGAAGAAGAGUGAAGGAUGGCGGACGGAUGUGGAAGAAAUGUAUACUACGAAAUGGUACACUGCAUCGAAACUAAAAAUCAAAAUUGAGAAUUUGGCUACGGUUAUAUGUUGUAAUGACAUCCAAUGACCAUAUCUACAACUGUCAAUAGUAUGAUUAUAUUAAGUAUUUCAAUGUACCUUGCAGAUUCCACCAAAUAUACACAUUUGGAGCAAAAUAAGGAAGGAUUUCCUUUCGAUGUA